Messenger RNA from Knipowitschia caucasica, 222 nucleotides. The record is from the annotation of a GenBank genome assembly. Lineage: Eukaryota; Metazoa; Chordata; Actinopteri; Gobiiformes; Gobiidae.
AUGUUGACGGACAACGACGAAGACGUGUCGCUUUUUGACGCAGAGGAGGAUUCUGGGAAACGCAGUCUGAAAGGGGGAGGAGUCAAUUACUCGGCCCUGGGACCACCGCGAGGCUGCCUCCCUCCCCAUCCGUUCACGGCGGCCGCCCUCGAUCUUUUGCCCCGAUGCCCAUCCCGAAAAGGACAGAUUGGUGCUUUCAGACCGCCGACGCUGGAACGCUGA